Molecule: messenger RNA, 671 nt
Organism: Mus caroli (Ryukyu mouse)
Lineage: Eukaryota; Metazoa; Chordata; Mammalia; Rodentia; Muridae
Source: RefSeq, a predicted model, not a curated record
GUCAGGGCUGGAACCCUAACAGCACCUACAAGGAGCUAUUCAUGAUGCCAGACUAUAGUUGGUUUGAAGGAAUACCUCUUCCUGAUAUGUGGGUUCAAAAAGAAAUUGUGGAAGAUGUCCGUAAUAAAUUUGUGGUAAAAGAUGAAGACUUGAUCAUAUUGACUUACCCCAAGUCAGGAACGAACUGGCUGAUUGAGAUUGUCUGCUUAAUUCAGACCAAGGGAGAUCCCAAGUGGAUCCAAUCUGUGCCUAAUUGGGAACGCUCACCCUGGAUAGAGACUAAAAGUGGAUAUACUGUAUUAACCAGUAAGGAAGGACCACGACUCAUAUCCUUCCAUCUUCCCAUCCAUCUCUUCGCCAAGUCUUUCUUCAGUUCCAAAGCCAAGGUGAUCUAUCUCAUCAGAAAUCCCAGAGAUGUUCUAGUGUCUGGUUAUUUUUUCUGGGGUAACACAAACCUUGUGAAGAAUCUAGAGUCACUAGGAAUUUAUUUUGAACGAUUCCUGAAAGGAAAUGUCAGAUAUGGAUCAUGGUUUGAACACAUCCAUGGCUGGCUGUCCAUGAGAGAAAGAGACAACUUCUUGGUGCUGUACUAUGAAGACAUGAAAAAGGUGAGCAUUUGUCUUACAGUCACCACUCAGUUAGGAACUAGAGCCUAGUAAUGAGGAAGAUUA